This is a messenger RNA of Phaethon lepturus (White-tailed tropicbird), 1080 nucleotides long. Its product is annotated as dynein heavy chain 17, axonemal-like. The transcript is spliced from 6 exons. The record is from RefSeq and is a predicted model, not a curated record. Gene Ontology annotation, molecular function: minus-end-directed microtubule motor activity; dynein intermediate chain binding; dynein light intermediate chain binding. The annotation marks the transcript as partial. Gene Ontology annotation, biological process: microtubule-based movement. NCBI's taxonomy places the organism in Eukaryota, Metazoa, Chordata, Aves, Phaethontiformes, Phaethontidae. Gene Ontology annotation, cellular component: dynein complex.
AUUGAUGACUGGAAGACCACCAGGUGGAAGGACAUCAAUGUUGAGCAGAUGGAUAUCGAUUGUAAGAAAUUUGCUAAAGACAUUCGGAACUUGGAUAAGGAGAUGAGAAGCUGGGAUGCAUACACGGGACUGGACAAUAGUGUGAAGAACAUGAUAACGUCCCUGCGUGCCGUGAACGACCUGCAGAACCCGGCCAUCAGGGACCGGCACUGGCAGGAGCUCAUGCAGGCAACCAAGGUGAACUUCACCAUGUCCAAGGACACAACCCUCUCAGAUCUGCUGCAGCUGAACCUGCACAUGUUCGAGGAUGAGGUUCGUGGCAUCGUGGACAAAGCCAUGAAAGAGUCAGGGACGGAGAAGGUGCUGAACACCCUGGACACUACCUGGGCAACGAUGCGGUUCGAGCACGAGCGCCACACCAGGACCGGCAUCAUGCUGCUCAAGUCGGAUGAGGUGCUCAUUGAGACACUGGAGGACAACCAAGUGCAGCUGCAGAACCUGAUGACCUCCAAGCACCUAGCCUUCUUCCUUCAGGAGGUGUCGGGCUGGCAGCAGAAGCUGUCAACCGCUGACUCCGUUAUCAGCAUCUGGUUCGAGGUGCAGAGGACAUGGAGUCACCUGGAGAGCAUCUUCAUUGGCUCCGAAGACAUCCGCAGUCAACUGCCGGUGGACUCGAAGCAUUUUGAUGCUAUCGAUGAAGAUUUCAAAGAAUUAAUGGCCGAUGCGGUAAAAACCCCCAAUGUGAUUGAAGCUACGAACAAGCCUGGUCUCUACGACAAGCUGGAAGCAUUGCAGAAAAGACUGGCGCUCUGUGAGAAGGCUUUGGCUGAAUACCUCGAGACAAAAAGACUGGCUUUUCCCAGAUUCUACUUUGUUUCCUCUGCAGACCUGCUUGAUAUUUUAUCUAAUGGGAAUGAGCCAGCUGAGGUGUCCCGUCAUCUGCCAAAGCUGUUCGACAGUCUGGCUAAACUGAAGUUCAAGAUGAGCCCGGGCAAAAAGCCCCUGAAGGUUGGCCUGGGGAUGUUCAGUCGGGACGAGGAGUACGUGCCCCUCGACGCAGACUGUGACUUGUCUGGCCAG